Molecule: messenger RNA, 4906 nt
Organism: Argiope bruennichi
Lineage: Eukaryota; Metazoa; Arthropoda; Arachnida; Araneae; Araneidae
Product: zinc finger protein 761-like
Exons: 4
Coding region: 847-2274 (475 amino acids)
Biological process (GO): regulation of transcription by RNA polymerase II
Molecular function (GO): RNA polymerase II cis-regulatory region sequence-specific DNA binding; DNA-binding transcription factor activity
Source: RefSeq, a predicted model, not a curated record
UUCACCAAUUAUUAUCUGUUCCUAGGAAGAUGUCAACCUUUACAUUGAAAAAAUUGUCAGUUACAAUGCACGAAUUAUGUUUUGUGUUAUUUUUUAUGUCAGGAUCGUAAGGUUACAAAGCUAUUAUUUAAGAAUAAAAUUGUGCAAUGUAAGUUAAAGUGAUGUCGAUAAAUCCAUUUAAUUAUUAUAUUAUUUCAAAGUUGUAAAAUACCAGUAAAAAAAAUUUCUUUUGAAAUACAGCUUCACAUUGUAGAGUCCCUUUAUAAAUCAUAAAAGCAGUAGCGAAAAUCUACAUCAUGAGAAUUUAGCUUAAAAUUAAUCAAAUAAUAAGCUGAAAAAAACUAGCAAUAGCCCAUUCAUGCUUACAAAAUCAGAUGAAAACAAAGAAAUACAGAUGUAUUUUUGGCAGAAUUUUAUCUUUGUGUAUGUGUUGGUAUAACUGAAAAAAGGAAAGCUUGUUUUGUAAUUUCAGCAAGGAUUCAGAAAAAGUCGACUGGUGCAGUUCCCACUGCCCCCAUUGCUUAGCAGUGCUUCAUGAUAUAUAUACUGAGCAUAAACAUUCAUAGCCUUUCCCAAGGUCUACAAUUUUAUAUGGAAGACGGUUCGAAGAAGGCUAUAUUGGACAGUAUGCAAGAACUUUAUAGCGACACCACUCCCUCUGGUUAAGAUUAAAAUUUCUUGGCUACUGCAUCGACUAUUUUGACGGGAGUGAUUUAAAAUCAAAAUAAGUUUUGCAUACAUUAAAAAAAUGCCAAUCCAUGGCCUUUAAAAUACUUUUACGAAUGAUACUUCCGUUUUCCUAAAAGCAUUAACUAAAAAUUAUUAAAAUUCCAGAUAUUUUUCAGUAUGAAUGUCACUCAGAUUGUGCAAGAGGCUGAAAUAGUCCCUGAAACAUGUGUUACAGAAGAGAAUACUCCUUCCAGCGUGCCUAACAAACAUUUUCAGUGUGAUGUCUGUGGCAAAUCUUUUCAAAGAAAGAUUGCUUUCACCAAACACUGCAAGAUUCAUACCAAUCGUCGAUCUUUCAAAUGUGAUGUUUGCGGUAAAGCGUUCGGUCUAAAAUAUAGCUUAAAUAGACAUAAUCUGGUCCACACGAAAGAGAAACCUUACAAAUGUGAUAUUUGUGGUAAAGCUUUUGGUUAUAAAUUUGCUUAUGAUUAUCAUUAUCUUAUCCACACAAAUGAGAAACCCUAUAAAUGUCAUGUUUGUGAUACACAAUUUCGUGCAAAAGAAAUCUUAAAAGUACAUUAUCGCAUUCAUACUAAAGAGAAACCUUAUGUUUGUGAUGUGUGUGGAAAAUCAUUCAGCACUGGUGAUAAAUUGAAAAUUCACCAUCGUACUCACGCAAAUGAACUUGAUACCAAAAGUACGCUUGAUUGUUACAAAUGUGACAUUUGUGGAAAAUCUUUUCGGAAAGAAAAUAACUUCAAAACACAUUAUAAUCUUCAUGCAAGUGGACAAUCUAAAAAAUCAGUUCAGAAGUGUGUUGUCUGCGAUAAAUUCUUAAUUGGAAAAUCUACCUUAAAAGCUCAUUAUCGCAUUCACACAGGUGAGAAACCCUACACGUGUGAUAUUUGUGGCAAUGCUUUUCGCUUGCGUUCUACAUUAAAGAAACAUUAUCGUGUUCACACCAAUGUGAAGCCUUAUGUGUGUGAUAUUUGUGGUAAAGCAUUUAGUCGUAAAAUUACUUACGAUUAUCAUUAUCUUAUUAUCCACACAGAUGAGAAACCCUAUAAAUGUGAUGUUUGUGGUAAACAGUUUCGUGGAAAAAACACCUUAAAAAUACAUUAUCGCAUUCAUACUAAUGAGAAACCUUAUGUUUGUAAUGUGUGUGGAGAAUCUUUCCCCUGCAACAAAAAAUUGAAAAGGCAUUAUCGUACUCACGCAAAUAAACCUAAUUCCACGAGUAAGCUUGAACCUAAUUCCACGAGUAAACUUGAACCUAAUUUCACGAGUAAGCUUGAACCUAAUUCCACGAGUAAACUUGAACCUAAUUUCACGAGUAAGCUUGAUUCUUUCAAGUGUAACAUUUGUGGAAUAUCUAUUCAGGAAGAGAGUGAUUUUACAACACAUUAUCAUCUUCAUUCCAAUGGACAAAAUAGAUAUUCUCCCUACGAGUGUGUUUUCUGUGAUAAAUUCUUUAAUAGAAAAUGUAUCUUAGAAGUUCAUUAUCGUAUUCACACAGGUGAGGAACCCUACACGUGUGAUGUGUGUGGCAGGGCUUUUCGAACAAAAGGUAUAUUAAGUAGACAUUAUCGUAUUCACAACAAUUAGAAGUCUUAUGUAUGUGUGGCGAAUCUUUCGCUCUCCGUACUAAACAGAAAAUACAUUAUUGUAUUCAUUCAAAGGAGAGUGCUUUUAAAUAUAGUUAGUGUAAUUAGCUCUUUUUAUGUAAACAAAACAGACAUUCAUUCACACAUAGAAAAGAAAACUUUUGCAUGUGAUGUGUGGCAAGACAUUUUCUCUAGCUGCCAAAUUAACACAGCAUUAUAGUCGUCACAAUAAAAACUUUUUAUGUGACGUUUAUGGUGAGGUAUUUUCACGAGAACCCUUCUUAAUUCAGCAUUAUUGUGGCCACACAAAAAGAAAAACCUUUUGAAUGCAAUGUUUGUAAUAAAGUAUUUUCUUGAAAAUGUAUUUUAAUUUGACAUCAACUGACUCAUACGAAUGAAAAGCCAUCUAAAUGCGAACAUAUGGUAAAUAAUUUUCUCACUAUUCUUGUUUAUACCACCAUCUUCGUGUUUAUACGAAUGAAAAACCUUUUAUGUGUAACAUAUAUGCUAAAGCCUUUCUUGACAAGCCCAGGUUAAUGAAACGUUAUAGUAAUCACUCGAAUGACAAAUGUUUUAUAAUGAAGUAUUUUCUAGUACAGUAGACUCCCGAUUAUCCGCGGGCGGCUUAUCCGCGUCUGCCGCACAAAGUUUUUUUUUUUUUUUUUGAUUUUAAGCAAAGAGAAAAUGCUUCCAAAGUAAGAAGCAAACACAAAUGACUGAUUUCUUCAAAAAGGUGUAGUUUUACAGUUAUGCUUUUGUAAUUACAUAAUACAUACAGUAUUAAAACAGUACAUAUGUAUUAAUUUUUCUGUGUAUCCUUGAUGCCUCUCGUAAGUACAAAGCACUUUUCUGUUUUCAUUAACAAAAUGCAUUUUAUGUUAGUUUUGAGUGAUAUACUAAAAUAUUAAGCGUUAGUUAAACAUUUCCUGCUGUUUAUUUUACGUUUUAUUGUACAUAAAACGUUUUUUCAAAGUUGGAAUGACUGUUUUCUCUUUUGCUAUACCCGUUUUUAGCUUUUUUCGGAUUAUCCGCGAUUUUUGUUAUCCGCGGAGGCCGCGCCACCCAAUUCCGUGGAUAAUCGGGAGUGUACUGUAAAUAUCGUUUGGUUCAACGUAAGUCAUACAAAUGGAAAGUGUGUGUUAAAGAGUUUACCCAAAAUUCAAACUUAAAUCACCAUCUUCGUAUCCAUGGAAAUGAAAUACCUGUUUCUUGUGAUGCUUGUGGCAAGGUAUUUACGGCUCAAUAUCAUUUAGAUGGACAUAAAUGUAGGUACUAUUAAACAUCAAAAAGUUGAUGCUUAUGAUGAAGCAGUUUCUUAAAAAUGUUUUUAACUUAACAUAUAUUAAUUUGGGGGGGGGGUAUCUUUUUUUCCCCUCUCUUUUUCACUGCUCCAUAAAUACUUUAAGUCGUUAAAUGCCGGGAGGGGGGGGCGGAUCACCGAUAACCGGCGUUUUUCCAUGGUUGUGGCUCUUUAGGAACCAUCGAUGACCGGCGCGACAAGAUUUAUAGAAAUGCAUAACUUAAUCAAAUGUUAAUAUAAAAUUUUCAUUAUUACUAUUCUUUACUGCAUUAGCUUGAAAAAAUUAAUGCAGUAUAAAACAUAAUAAUAUCUUUAUUUAUACUUAAAGAAUGAGCCGAUUACUCGCGCUCCUUGCGAUGUGUCAUAUUGAAGCAGUUCAAAGAAAAAGUCAGCCAAAACAGACUUUACAAUAUGUCAUUUCUUUUCCAGUACAGUUUUUUGCAAUUGUGCUCCUUAGUGGUUUUGAUUUUUUUCAAAACACAUUUUGCAGACUCAUGGUACGUUUCCCAUUAUUUCUUUUAAUUCGUGCUGUGGUUUUCUCUGCAUGCUUUUACGUGGAAAAUGGCAAACCUCAGUUUCAGUAUCAUAACAUUUUGUUAACAUGUAGAAGCCCUCCGUGACCGGCAAUCAGCUAUGGUGCAGUGGAUAUCAUGGUGACUCCCAUUAAAUAAAUUCAUAAAGCUUGAUUAUGCACUAUAACAUAUCUGUUAUUGAUAAUGUUUCAAUAUUAUGCGAUCUCAUUAUAAACACCUCAUCACGAUGCCAGAACAAACUCUGUAAAAAAUCGCUCUCAUUCAACGAAUUAAUUGUAAUCAGUCAAUUCUAUGAGUUAAUUCUAAUCAGCCAAUUCUAUGAGUUAAUUCUAAUUAGUCAAUUCUAUGAGUUAAUUCUAAUCAGUCAAUUCUACAAGUUAAUUCUACAAGUUAAUUCUAAUCAGUCAAUUCUUGCUUUUAUUCAGUAAUGUGAAUUAAAGUUGUUAAUUAGUGUUGCACAUUCUUUUUGUUGUAUUAUUUAAUCUUAUCUAUAUGUGCUUUAUCCAGACAGGCAUGUGUGAAAAAUGUAUUUAUUUAAUCUAUUUCGAUUUCUUGUUCUACUUCAAUUAUUGUGGAUUAAUAGACUCUAAUCAUUGAUGUUAUAAUUUAAGAAAUUUUUGAAUGCUUUCUGUUGUUUUUUUUUUUUUUAGUAGUAAAUUUUCAGAAUUGGACAUGACAAGAAAGAUAACAUGUGCUUCCAAUGUUUUCGAUUUUCUUUACUUUUUGAGUGAAAUGAUGCGUUUUUAGAUGUUUUAACCUGCAGAGAAACAAAUUAUGGAAUAAAAAGUUUUGCUCCUGUA